Emiliania huxleyi CCMP1516 is the source of this 1470-nucleotide messenger RNA. RefSeq lists its product as hypothetical. The transcript is spliced from 5 exons. Lineage: Eukaryota; Haptophyta; Isochrysidales; Noelaerhabdaceae. The record is from RefSeq and is a predicted model, not a curated record. Bases 1 to 1470 code for a protein of 489 amino acids.
AUGCGUUACACGGAACACAACCUGACGCUGGCACCCUCACAGCCACCUCCUCUGCCUCCGCCGCUGCCACCAGAGGUCAAGGCGGUGCUGUCCAUGUGCGUUGUGGCAACUCGUCGCUACCUCCCCGAUGCCGACUCGCUCAGACAGCUUUUGAUUGGUCCAGAGUGGUCCCUCUAUGGCUUUGUCCGUCCCCAACUGUUGGUAUCUUCUGCCGAUGGUUGCGAUUUGCCUAACUUUGAUAGCAUUAAUCAGAGCAAAAAGAUCUGCUCAAAGCCCGACUCAUUGACCGACACAUGCGAAUCCGGCGCCUUGCUACGAAUUCUCCCAAAGACGUCUAAGGCUACAUCUCAAGUUGUAGUCGGAACGAGCGGCAGCAGUAGUCUUGUCGGCAGCGAAGGUGGAGCGGGACGGACCGCAGUAUAUUCUGUCACGGUCCUCGACUUUGUCGAUCUUGCAAAAGGCUCUCAGUCUUGGCUCAGUCGCUUCUGUGGCAACUUUGUGUCCGUGGUGUGCUCAAACGUGGCUGCUGCGGAUCAGAUCCAGUGUGGAAAUUUUGCGCGAGCCAUUUGCUACCCGUCAGAAGGACUAGCCGGGGGGUACCUCGACAUCUCUGUAUUCAAUGCAGUCAGCGACGAGACGAGCAUGGCGGCGCUGCGAGUGCUGGAUCCCGAGUGGAGCGUGGAUUCACCUCCGUGGAGCAGCAUCGACGUCAUCUGGAUGCUUCUCUGGCUGCUGCCGGCCUGGCUUGACGGCAUACUCAAGGACAACCUGCCCGAAGACAUGCAUGACAGCCUGCCCGCGGAGCAGUGCGGCACCUACGACAUGCUUGAGGACCCAUUUUCAGCGCCGAAAGAUUAUGUUUUCCGGCUCGACGGCUGCAACGCAGUCAUCCUUCCCAAAUUCGCGCUGCGGGACGACGGCGCCGUGGCGCUGUCGCAAGCAAUCAAAGGCAACCCGUCAUUGAGGCUCGAGGCUCUCAACCUGUUCUACACGGGCAUGGCGGAGGCGGGCGUGGAGGCCAUAGCCAAGGCGAUCGGCUCGGGAACGCAACACGCACUCCUGACUCUCCUGCUCGGCGACAACCAAGUCGGCGACGGCGUCUUUGCACUGGCGACCGCUGUCAAACGGCUGCCCUCUCUCAUCGUGCUGGACCUCUCCCGGGCAAACAUCGGCGACGCCGCCAUGUGGGAGGGGGGCGCGACCUCCGCGCUGGCGGACGUCCUCGUCUUCGGAGCCUCCGGCGGCGCGGUGGAGACGGCGCUGAGGGUGCCGGGCGUCGCCCCCGAGCUGACCAAGCUGAACCUGCGCGGCAGCCAGGUGGGCGGGGCCCUCCUCGUAGAAAUCGAGGCAGAAAUCGAGCUGCGGAAGAGGGCGGCCGAGGAGGUGGCCAAGGACUCUAAACUCGCACGCGUCAACGCGCGGAAGGCGAAACGAGAGAAGAGCAAGAGGGCUAAGAAGGACGAGCUCUGA